CCCUAAGCACUACGUACGUUGUACACAUUGAAGAACACUCGUCUCCAUUCCAAGCUUCUCUACGUCCAUUCCCAAUUAUGCCGUCCUAUCCUUGAGCUUCACCAAAGCAAACCACUGAUCUAUGAUUCCUCUAACUUCGAUCUGCUGCAGAGGGCUGGUCCGGCCAUGAGCUCUCUCAAUGCCCCGAACACCACAUCUUCGUCAUCGCUUCGUCCGCGCAACAGACGCCUGAUAUCUGGUCUCGAAGAACAAGAGCCUGCUAAGGCCGACGUCUCUGGGAACUUUUUGAAGACUUCGCCCUUCGCUUCGCCCUUCGGCUCACGAUCUACCUCUCCGCUCCCAAAGACUGGCCUGACACGGACACCAUCUUCUCAGCAGACGACACAGCCAUCAGCUCCAUCCGAGAGAGCUCUAUCAUUUGGAAGAAAUGGUGACGCGCUCAGUUCUAUAAGCGGCUUCUGGGGGAACUCGUGGUCAUCAAUACAAGGGCUAGCUUCAAACGUCCUUGGAAACGACUCAGAUACCCCAGUUCGACGCGGGAAGCUAUCAACAUUUGACCAACCAAAGCGGGCAUCGAGCAGCGUACCGCCAUCAAAAUGGGGCGUUUCUACAGCACAAGCUCAAGACAUUGGAGUUGGGACAAAGGAAGAGCGAGAGAAUAUGGUCCGAGCAAUGAAACGGCGAGAUUUGCUCAGCGCAAAUGGUCACAUGUAUCAGGAUACUGUUGGUCGAUUCAAGAGGAGAAAUUCGGACGAGCGCAUGUCAAGCUCGGCGCCUCCUGGGGAGGGAGAAGAUCGCGAUGCACUGGUAUACGUUCAUCACGUAAAGCCUUCGGAUACUCUUGCUGGCCUCACAAUAAAGUACAAUUGCGCGGCAGCGGUGCUCCAGAAGGCUAAUCGCAUGUGGCCAAAUGAUAGUGUACAAGUACGGAAAAAGAUUGUGCUCCCUGUGGAUGCAUGCGGUGUCAAAGGUCGUCGUUGCACAGGGCCAGAGGACAAGGAUGAAGACCUGCUCGGGCAUGAUGAGGAGUCGAAGACCAUAAAAGACACAAAUGACAAUGGUUGGCUUUCAGGAACAAACAGUUCGACCCGGAGGCGAACAGACACAAUCAUAUCUAACCCUACUGCAUCGACGGCAUCUAACAGAUCCGACUCUGAACCUCCUUGGAUACAUGACUCUUGGGUGAUGCUACCACAUGAUGAAGAGCCGAUUGAGAUUGCACGCUUACCACGGCGGACGCUUGGCUUCUUUCCACCUGCAAGACGGAAGAGUCUUACAUUAUCAGAUUCGGACACUCCUUCGCCAUCACUUGACCUUCCGCGAUCUCUCGAUGCGACAGCCACAUCUCCACAACGCUCAACACAAGACGCUUCUUCUGUAACCUCAUCCCCUCCGCCCAUUCGACCGAUUAGAACACGAAAACAUAGUAUAUCACAGGGCUUCUCACUGCAGGGACCAGGUGGUGUUGGUACGCUGGGCAAGAAUAUUCGCGCUCCAGGUCCAGGAGAGGACGCUUUCAAUAAAUUCGUCGCGCAACAUCUCCCGAGUCUACAGCCUCCACCCGGUCAAGAGCAUUCUAUACCUUGGGCACCAUCUAUGUUAGAGCAAGCUGGAGAAGGGUCUGGGCCAGUAGGAUAUUCCGCGGUUUCCAGACAGGGAGGCUUUGAUUUCGAACAAGUUGGCGGUGCAAUAGAGACCUGGAUGCGCAAAACUGCGGCAAAGGUCUCUGCGUCAAUCAACGAACAGGCAAACACGAACAGCCGCAGAUUUGCACCUGUCCCGGGAUUGGCCGCAGAAGGAGGUGGACUGGGCGACCUUAUAGAGCUCCGUGAUGAUGCAUUCGAAAUCGGUGAUGACGAAGAAGACAUUCUCAGAGGCCGCCCAUCUACAAUCGAGACCACUAUAUCGACAGAUACCAGCUCGGCGCGACCGGACUUGCCUACCACAAUGAAGCAAAGAGAAUCACGGGCAGGUGGCAGCAAGGGAGGGAAAGGAGACUGAUCGGAGCAGACGAACGUGAUAUAAUGGACUUUUGAGACGUUCAGGCGUCAGGUGCUGGAUCGACUGAUUUUUAGAGCGAUUGUAGCCUGGAUAUUUGGAGCAGAUGUUGGCGCUGGACUUAUUCUAUAUGACAUUCUAGCAUUGUAUCUUUGGAGCGGCUCGAGUAGCCAGGAAUCAAUGUACUUGUGAGAGAAUCACACACAGCAUCCUAUCUUGUGCGCUCCGCGUCCGCGCGCUUGGAAUAUAGAGCAUGUAUAGAUCUAUACAUGCACGCACUCUUCGAUGAAGACGUUGCUCUCGAGUCCUGAAAUUGAUACAAAAUCUCUCGG
This is a messenger RNA of Pseudovirgaria hyperparasitica, 2330 nucleotides long. RefSeq lists its product as uncharacterized. Bases 166 to 2001 code for a protein of 611 amino acids. The record is from RefSeq and is a predicted model, not a curated record. Lineage: Eukaryota; Fungi; Ascomycota; Dothideomycetes; Acrospermales; Acrospermaceae. The transcript has a single exon.